This is a messenger RNA of Styela clava, 5185 nucleotides long. RefSeq names its product E3 ubiquitin-protein ligase MARCHF6-like. Gene Ontology annotation, cellular component: endoplasmic reticulum membrane. Gene Ontology annotation, biological process: ERAD pathway. Gene Ontology annotation, molecular function: zinc ion binding. The record is from RefSeq and is a predicted model, not a curated record. NCBI's taxonomy places the organism in Eukaryota, Metazoa, Chordata, Ascidiacea, Stolidobranchia, Styelidae.
CACACUGCUUCCUUUCACCAAAUUUCAAUAAAAAAUAUUAAUCUGCGAAUUGUUCAGUUAGAGAUUUUUUGAGAUUAAUGAUUUUUUAGGCAGAACUGGGACAGGCGGCAGGGCAGCAAUCACAAGCUGACAAACACAAAAUGGAUUGUGCUUGCGUGCAUUUUUAUGCAAACUGUUACCCAAGAAAUAGGGAGGUCGCAUUUCUGAGAUAAUUUUAUGACGUUAUUGUGACUGUACAACAGCCACCAAAAUGCAAGAGUACGGUAAUCAUUUUCGAUGAUAAUAGACGACAACAUGUCGAAAGAUAAUACAAAAAUUAUUCAAUAACUAGCGAGCAAUUGAAAAAACCUUCCUCUAAUUUUAUUAUUCUGAUUCAUUUUUGUAGAAGACAAAAUAGUUCUUUCUGAAUCUUCAAUAAAAUAGCUGCUAUUCCAGUCUAUAUCUAUGUUGGGAAUUAUUUAAAACAAGUCUCAGAUAGGGAUCAGAUCAGAAAACCAUGGCCUCUGUCGAAGAAAGCGAUUAUAUUUGUCGUGUGUGUAGAUCUGAAGGUUCUCAAGACAAACCACUUUAUCAUCCAUGUAUUUGUACUGGAAGUAUACGAUAUGUACAUCAGGACUGUUUGGUACAAUGGCUUCGCCACAGCAAAAAAGAAUAUUGUGAAUUGUGCAAGCAUAAGUAUUCGUUCAAGCCAAUUUAUAGUGCUGAUAUGCCUACUCGUCUGCCAGUAACUGACCUCGUGUAUGGGUUAUUCCGCAGCAUAUUCAUGGCUGUAAGAUCAUGGUUGCAUUAUACCUUGGUAGCGGUGGCUUGGUUAGGUAUUGUCCCCCUAACCGCUUGUCGAAUUUAUAAAUGUCUUUUUACCGGAUCGGUAAGAUCUUUACUGAGCUUACCAAUGGAUAUGCUUUCUACUGAAAAUGUAGGACAGGAUAUUUUAUGUGGAUCAUUGGUCGUGGCUUGCACGAUGGCUUCUUUCAUCGGAUUAGUGUGGCUUCGCGAACAAAUCAUGAAUGGUGGCAUGCCAGGCUGGCUAAAUAGAAACGGUCCUGAUAAUGUCGCUGUAGCUCCGAAUGCAGAAGUUGCGAUAAAUGAUGAUAACAAUAACGUAGAACAUGGAGUUCCGAAUGCUGAAGAUAUUGCUGAACAAGAAGAGGAUGAAUCGGAUGAUUCUGAAGACAUAGAUGAGGAGGAGGAAGAUGCGGAACCAGAAGAGAUUCAGCUGGAUGGUGCUGAAGUUGAAGAUCUGGAGGAAAAUGAAGUGGAUGUACAAAAUGAAGGAGAUGAUGGCAAUUGGAAUGCACUUGAAUGGGAUAGAGCUGCGGAAGAAUUAACGUGGGAAAGAAUGUUGGGACUCGAUGGAUCUCUAGUUUUUCUCGAGCAUGUAUUCUGGGUUGUUUCACUCAACACUCUUUUCAUUCUUGUAUUUGCAUUUUGUCCGUAUCAUCUUGGACAUUUUGUUCUUGCAGCGGUUGACCUUGAUGUUUAUCUCGUUGCUUCACGAUUCGAAGGAUUCCUCACCACUUUAUUCGGAUACGUUAUUUUGACCGUGGCAUUUUUUGUGUGUCAUGCUGCUAUGUUUUUGUUGAAAAUGCAACGAUCUGGAAGAGUUCUUGGGAUUUUGUAUAUUGUAUUGAAAGUAGCUCUGCUAGUUAUGUUUGAAAUGGGUGUUUUCCCACUUGUAUGUGGAUGGUGGUUGGACAUUUGCUCACUACAGCUUUUUAAUACAACUGUUCAAGAAAGAGUUACUAAUUACAUAAAUUCACCUGGAACGUCGACUUUUUUCCAUUGGUUAUUAGGAAUGAUUUAUAUAUUUUACACAGCUUCAUUCAUGCUGCUUUUGAAAGAAGUUUUGCGUCCUGGCGCAUUAUGGUUCCUACGCAAUUUAAACGAUCCGGAUUUCAACCCGAUUCAAGAAAUGAUCCACUUACCAUUGUACAGACAUAUUCGAAGAUUUUUACUUUCAGUCGUUAUAUUUGGAUCUGCAGUUCUAAUGAUGAUUUAUUUGCCAGUGCAAAUGAUACUUCGUUAUUCACCCAACUUUCUACCAUAUCAUGUUAAUUUACGUAAAGAUGUUCCAAUCAGUGAUUUAUCUCUUGAACUUAUUCUACUGCAAGUUAUCAUACCUGCUUUACUAGAGCAAGGCCAGACAAGGCAAUGGUUGAAAUCAAUAAUAAAGAUUUGGGCGAAAGUUGUUGGUACAUUACUAGGUGUAAAGUCAUAUCUUCUUGGUGAUACUGACGGCGAUGCCAGAGCUCAAAAUGAAAAUCAAAUUCAACCUCAACAGGCGGUAAAUAAUAAUGAUGAAAAUCAAGAAGAAGUUCCAGUUGUGCCAUUUCAGCAGCAAAAUUUACACCCAGAACCACAACAGAUGGCUUUAGAUGGCGAGAUACAUCAACCCUAUACUCGCCCAAAUUAUUUUGUGACUAGAAUUGUGCUUUUGCUACUUUUAAUGUGUGCAACGCUUUCAUUGAUCAGCCUUACAGUAAUGGUCGUACCUGUGGGAAUUGGACGAUAUUUAUUUAGUUUGUGGUUAGGUACUGAAAAUGCUAAUUUUAUACAUGAUUUAUAUCCUACAGCUUUGGGGUUAUAUACAUGCUGGCUGAUGGGACAUUUGGUAAACUUAUCAAUGGUAUGGUUUCCUCGGGGUUCAAGAGCAAUUUGGUCAGAGUGUAAAACAUUGAUUAAAAUGAUUUCUAAAAUUGCGAUUGUUGGGGGUUUUGUUUUUGGAUUAUUUCCAUUAUUGUUCGGAUUGCUUUUUGAGCUGGUAAUCGUAAUUCCAUUGAGAGUACCUUUACACCAAUCUCCUCUUAAUUUUCUUUGGCAAGAUUGGGUGCUUGGAAUUCUUUUAGUUAAGUUAGCAGUUGCUUUAACCUUGCUCGGCCCCCAAUGGAAAAUAAGAAUUGCUAUAGAGAGGGUCUUUCAUCAAGGACCUAGAAAUUUCAGUCUUCGUGAUAUGUACGUUGAUGUUAUUCAUCCCAUUAUGUGUAGUCUUUUAUUAUCUUUAACUGUGCCAUAUGUGAUUGCUCAUUCGGCCACAUAUGUUUUAGGUUUGCCACACGAUUUUUCAAAUAUUUUAUUACGUCGUAUAUAUCCUUGUCUCAUUUCCUUUUUUGCACUAGUUUCUUUUCUCAUGUUUGAAGCGAAGCAGUUUCGUCGAUUGUGCGAUCAUAUCAAAAAUGAACGUUAUCUUGUUGGGAAAAGAUUACUCAAUUACGAGCCUGCUAAAGCCUAAAUAAUUUUAAUUUGAUAUCAAUUUGUUAUUAUUGAAUAAAAAACAUUUUUUUGGAAACUGGUUUCCAGUUUAACUCAAUUGUUGUGAGUUUUUCCUGCUGCUUCAUUUUAUUGCAAUAAUUUCAUGAUUUUUACAGCUUAUUGUAUAACUGUGUGUUUUGUCUGUUAUUUUUCUGUGUUUUUGUUUUGCCUCCAUAUAGUAUUGCACUUAUCUGGAGUUUAAUAAUUUUCUAAUAGAAAUGAAUGAACUGCCUUAUGUUUGGUAAAUCUAACAAUUUUUAGAAGUAUCGUGCUUGGAAACCAUGGAUAGUUAGUCUAUUAAUGAAAACCAUAAAAGAAACUUCCUCAUUUUUUGUAAAAAAAAAUUGGAAAACGUUUGUAAAAGGAACUCAAAUGAUAGUGUAACAUAAACUUCUGUGUAAAGAAGUGUUCAAGAUGAUUCAGCUGAAAUGGAAUUUGAAUUGCUUAAUGAAUAAUUAAGACUUCGUUAGAACUGAGUAUAAAAAUUACUAUUGUUUUUGUUGAAUUGGCUUUUUUUGCGGAUAAAUUUGGCAUAUAGCAGUUUUUUCCCAACAAAAUUUUGUUACAUAUUCACUGUUCAAAUUAAAUCAAAUUUUCGAAUCAAUUCAAAAUUAAUUAUAUUUGGGAUUUUAAGUUCUUGGUUUUAGAAUUAAUUAAGGAUAGUAAAUUUCGAAAAAGCUAUUGAGAAAUUUAAGUCUCACAGGCCUUAUUUUAAAGUUAUAAAAAUUUUUAAGAUAUAGAAAAUCAAUUGAAACUUUUUUGUUUUUCCAUAUUUGAACACAUUGAAUAUGAAUCAACUUCAACAUGUUCUCUGUUAAAUAUACUUAUCUAAUUUAAAAUAUAUUCAAUAUCUGAAUUACAGUGGUAGAUUAUUUGGGUUCGGCCAUCUCCGCAUUACACUGCAUGAUAUUUCCAUUGUUUCAUUCAAAGAGAAUUAUAUAUUAUUUUUAUGUUAAUUACCUGCCUUCGUAGUCUAAAAUAAGCCUGAUCUUUCUUCAAUAGAUGAUUGGUCUGUCUCAUCAAUUUUGUGAACUGCUUUCUCGUUGUACUGGAAAAUUCAAUAUAGUACCAUAUCUAAUAUAGUACUCUAAAUUAUUAAAUAUUUUACAAUAUUUUCAUCAAUAAUAUGUUAUUGUCGCAUCCACAAGCAAGAAUUGGACUAUUAAAGAGAUUAGGCAGAUUAUAACAAACAUUGGUACAACAGGAAAACCAGAUAUAAUAUCUGUUAUUUGCUCUACAUUUCUGCCUUUAAAUUCAGUCCCCAUAGUAUUCACACUGAUUUGUAUAAAUUUUGAAUGCUUCUCAGAUGUGAAAAUCUUUUUUUUUUAGAAGAUUAUUCAAAUUAGUAAAUUUCACAUGGCUUUUGGCCAGCCUCACAAGCUUGCAGUGUCAAUAACUUAUUAUUAUGUAUCUAUAAUCAGAUGUGUUUGUGCCUAUUUGUAUUUCUUGACUGGGAUUUAUUGUUCAUUGCUUCGUUUGGCAUUAACUGUAUUGAAAAAGUGUGUUUGAAAUGAAUGACAAUAAGUAUUUAUCAUUCCUAAAGGAAGACCAUCUUGCACAUAUUUGAAUAAUCGUUGGCAUAUUAGGAUGUUUCUGAAGAAUACGAUUUCCCCGUUUCAAUAUUGCCUAUCCUAUUAUUUGCACUUUUUUGAGGUGGUGGACAUGGGAUUUGAAGAUAGAGAUAUGUAACCUGUGAACGUGACACAGUUAAGUCUCUAACUCUUUAACCACUAGGCAAUCGUGCGCAGAAAAAAUAUGGAAGGUAAAAUAAUCACAUCUCAAUAAUUGUAUUUUAUGAACUUUAUUGCUUAAUAUUAUUUGUGCUUGAUAUUUCUCUCACAUUUUCACUUUUGGUAAAAGGAUGCUGUUGAUAAAAAUGUCGUAAUACUGUACAGUGUAUAAUAUAUAUUUGAAUUUUCUUUUGCUCAUACUUAGA